Symbiodinium sp. CCMP2456 is the source of this 1002-nucleotide messenger RNA. The record is from the annotation of a GenBank genome assembly. NCBI's taxonomy places the organism in Eukaryota, Dinophyceae, Suessiales, Symbiodiniaceae.
AUGCUUUGGGAAGACACUGGCGAGCUCGUGGGAAAGCGACCCGAAGAACUUCGCUCCGCGAUCGCAGCGAAAUUCGCAGAGCAGGAGACCGCAGGCGGGGGCCCCGCUUCGCGUCGCCGCGUCGCUCCGAGGGGUCAACGCAAAAACGGCUCACUUCGGACUUCGAGAGGCCGAGAGAAGAAGUACGGGGCCUCCGGAAGCUCUAUGGUGCUGGCCACUUCCAUAACCUUCACCAAGGACUACGAACUUUCUGGCUUCGUGUGGGACUGCGCGGAGAAUAUCACGAAGCGGGAGCGCAUCUUUGGUCUUCGUGAUCUCGUCGAGACACUAGCACCUGUGGACAAGCGAGACUGCUUCACAGUCCUGGAUUUGGGCUGCGGUGACGGCCAAUCGCUGUUUGCUCUGCACUCGCACUUCGGCCUCAGCUGGGAGAACAUCGUGGGAGUGACGGCUGAGGAUUCACGUGGUGUUGAGGUGCUAACCGGCACUGAGCCUUUUGAUCUGCGAAGUGCUGCGGGCGCAGACUCUGAAGCUUCCUAUGUCGUCUGGAACAUCGAUGACCUCGUGAGCUGUCCAUGUCUUCGAGGCCGGACCUUCGACCUCAUCGUUUCUUGGGUCACCUGGAUCUGGCUGGCAGACCCGGUCGGCACUUUGGAGAUGAUCUACGAGAACUUCCUGCGCUCGGGUGGCGUGAUGAUGCUAGGUGGCGUGCAGCUACUGACACCGGGCCCCGACCCCAUGGAAGAUCAGAGGUGGCUCUUCGCCCUGUCAGACUUCCUCAUCGAGGAGGGCCACCAAAUCAAGUGUUUUGCAGAUGCAAGCUCUGGCGCCUACACUUGGUGGAUUCAGAGGAAAAGGCAGAGGCCGCAUGGAAUGCACAGGUCUACAGGGUUGCAAAAGCAUGCAACAGAGCACCAGGCCAUGUCGCCUGGCAUUGAGCCGGCUUGUGAGCUACUGCGAAGACACUUCAGUGCACGAGCCUUCUCACAAAGCGCUCUAUGA